AUAUAAGGUACCUAUACUGCAUUAUAGACUAUAGUGCAUUUAUAAGUGUCAACGUCAAGUCGUGUCUUUACAUUACCUAUAAUAUUUUUUAGAAGACUGUUUUACAGAGUCUUGCAAGGAUUUUUUGUCCUCAGUGCAAUGUUUAUGAUAAGACUUAAAAAUCUAUUCAAUUAUCAAAUAAGUUGAUUGAGCUUUUGGGUGUUUACUUAAUGCCAAAAGUUAACCUCAACAGAAAUGGGAAAUUAUGCGGGUGAUAUUAUUAUUUGCCUGCUGGUUCUAUUUUCCAUAUGUGUCAUAUAUGGUACAACGCACAUAAUCAAAUCCUUAGUGGGGAAUGGAGAAAAUAUAUUGAGUUCUGAAACAUAUUAUAGUUGGAUUGUUAGAUUUUGCUUGAAUUUUUCUGGCUAUGCUACUGUUUUACUGCCAGGAUACUUGAUAUACAAAUAUGUUAGAAUAAGUAAAUAUCUUCAGAGAAAAGGUAACGGAUGUUUACCAAAAUUGGUACAUUCUUGCUUUGUGGGUACCAGUGAUCAAGGUUUACUAGAUUCAUCACAUUAUUCUCCAACACCGACGAAUAGUCAUACAUCGCGCACGUUUUUACAAGAUUCAUUUUUACUAAUACAUUGUUUUCUUGGUUUACAAGUUAGUUAUUUAACAUGGGGUUACUUACAAGAAAAAAUCAUGACACAGGAAUACAAUGAUGGAAAUGGUAACAAGGGUCAUUUUAAGGAUUCACAGUUUCUAGUCUUCAUAAAUAGAGUUCUUGCAGUUGUCAUAUCUGCAGUUUGCUUAUUAAUUAUAAGACAACCACCUCAUUCAAUACCAUUGUAUAAAUAUGCAUUUUGCUCACUUUCUAAUGUUCUAAGUAGCUGGUGUCAAUAUGAAGCACUUAAGUAUGUCAGUUUUCCAUCUCAGGUUCUGGCUAAGGCUUCUAAAAUUAUUCCAGUUAUGAUUAUGGGAAAAAUAGUAUCACGUACAAAGUAUGAAUACUAUGAAUAUGUAACAGCAAUUUUGAUAUCAAUAGGAAUGUUGAUGUUCAUGUUGGGUAGUACUGAUCAUAAAAAUGAUGGUGCUACUACAUUUUCAGGAGUCUUAUUGUUGGGUGCAUACAUGAUGUUAGAUAGUUUUACAAGUAAUUGGCAAAAUGCAUUAUUUAAUGCAUAUCAUGUUUCUAGUAUACAAAUGAUGUGUGCAGUCAAUUUGUUUUCAUGCUUGUUGACAGCAACUUCUCUAUUUCAACAAUCAAGUCUUAUGUAUUCACUAAUGUUUAUGACAACAUACCCUCGUUUUAUACUGGAUUGUAUAUUAAUUUCCAUAUUUUCAACCACGGGUCAGUUGUACAUAUUUUAUACAAUUUCCAAUUUUGGAGCUGUUACAUUCAUUAUAAUGAUGACAGUGCGACAGGGUUUUGCAAUACUUUUAUCAUGCUUAUUGUACCACCACUACAUCACACCACUUGGUAUGUUUGGAGUAUUUUUAGUAUUUUUGGCAGUGUUUCUACGUAUUUACUGCAAUAACAGGUUACAUUCAAUUAAGAAGCGUCGUGCUGAGGCUGGUAGCAUUAAGAAUAGACCCUAAAUAUUUUUAAAAUAUUUAUUUAUUUGCUACUGUAAAUGUUGUAAAUACAUCAACUUAAGAGUAAUGAUCUCAUACUUGUUUCAAACAUAAAGCGAUAAAGGAAGUAAAUUUCAUUGUAAAAUUAAUGACAAUAUGUGAUGAAAGGUUUUGAGUAAUAAAUACACAUGGUAAUGAUAACAAACAUGCUCUGAAAUAAGUACUUGAUAAUAAACAUAUAAAUAAUGACUGA
Messenger RNA from Nasonia vitripennis (jewel wasp), 1807 nucleotides. RefSeq names its product adenosine 3'-phospho 5'-phosphosulfate transporter 1. Gene Ontology annotation, biological process: transmembrane transport. Gene Ontology annotation, molecular function: 3'-phosphoadenosine 5'-phosphosulfate transmembrane transporter activity. Gene Ontology annotation, cellular component: Golgi membrane; endoplasmic reticulum membrane. Bases 235 to 1578 code for a protein of 447 amino acids. Lineage: Eukaryota; Metazoa; Arthropoda; Insecta; Hymenoptera; Pteromalidae. The transcript has 7 exons. The record is from RefSeq and is a predicted model, not a curated record.